Messenger RNA from Erpetoichthys calabaricus (reedfish), 1493 nucleotides. Its product is annotated as leucine-rich repeat-containing protein 52-like. The record is from RefSeq and is a predicted model, not a curated record. The transcript is spliced from 2 exons. NCBI's taxonomy places the organism in Eukaryota, Metazoa, Chordata, Cladistia, Polypteriformes, Polypteridae. Gene Ontology annotation, molecular function: transmembrane transporter binding; potassium channel activator activity; voltage-gated potassium channel activity. The coding region runs from base 256 to 1230 and encodes 324 amino acids. Gene Ontology annotation, cellular component: voltage-gated potassium channel complex.
GCGGGCCGGACACGCGGGACGGCAGCAGCCGAGCGCCGGUCGGCCCAUCCGGACAUCCACACCGGCAUCACCCGACACCGCCGUCACACCUGGUGACGUCAGCGCUCCGCCGGCGCCGCUCGCACGGAGGGGCCGCCGCCGCCCGCAGGUAUCCGAAGGCCCCCCGAAUGCGGCGAUGAGACGGCAAGACGAGGAGAUCGCGCGCGACUCGCCUCCACGAGGUCCAGCCCGGGGUGUCCCGCGGCUGGCCGCAUCAUGCCGUGCCCGCGGUGCCCGCCGCUCCCGCUGCCGCUCGUGCUCCUGCUCCUCCUCUGCGGGCACUCGCCGCUCGCCCUGGCCAUCGCGGCCGGCUGCCCCACGCCGUGCACCUGCGACGACCAGCUGGUGGUGCAGUGCUCCGGCCGGCGCCUGACCGAGAUGCCCCCCGACAUCCCGCUGGCCACCCGCCAGCUGCUGCUCUCCAACAACCGCAUCGCGGAGCUGCCGCCGCUGCGGCUCAACUACCUGGCCGACCUGACCUACCUGGACUGCAGCAACAACUCGCUGGCGCAGCUCUCGGACGCCGCCUUCGUCAACCUCAAGAAGCUGGCCUACCUGGACCUGUCCUUCAACGACCUGGAGCAGGUGGACAACCGCACCUUCCAGCCGCUCGAGAGCCUCGUGGUGCUGCGGCUCACCGACAACCCGCGGCUGCGCCAGGUGCCCGGCGACGCGUUCGUGGCCAACACGGCGCUGCAGGUGCUCGACCUGAGCCGCAACAACCUGAGCGCCCUGGAGAUCGGCGCCCUGCUGCAGCUGCCCACCCUGCGCUCGGUGGCGCUCAGCGGCAACCCCUGGGAGUGCGACUGCGACGUCGAGGACCUGUGCCUCUGGAUGCAGCUGCAGGGGGCCAAGUUUCAAGAUGAAGUCAGCACGGUGUGCCGCGGGCCGGAGCUGCUGAGCGGAAGCCGCCUCUCCGAGGUGGGCAUGCAGCUGCGGGCGGACUGCCACCAGGGCCUGGACCACUGGGACUACCUGUUCUUCUUCUGCAUCGGCUUCAUCAUCUUCUCAGGGGGCACGCUGUCGGCCUGGGUGAUGGGGGUGCUCAUGGUUUUGUACGACCGCUACGAAAAGAAGCACCAGGGAGGCGAGGAGGAGGAAGAGGAAGAAGGAGGUGGAGAUGGGGGGUCAAAGCGGGGGAACCAAGGGGGGCUGGAAAGCAACGGAGACCUGAGCAAGACCGCCUUGUAGCUCUGCCUUUCCGCCAUCACUCUGCCUUAAGAUGACUUCUUGCAGGGAGUCUGCCAUGAUGGUGCGGUGGUGCAGCAGGCACACGGACAAAGGGGUGCAGAUGCACACUCAGGAGGGGGCCAGCCGGGCGCUGGAUGACACGGCCAGUGAGCGGAGGGACAUCGCAAGGUUGUUUGGACACGGGGGGCUCUUGGGGUGACGGCCUUGCCUUUCUGCACACAUGCCUGCUCGCUGGGUUUGACUAAUAAAGUUCUGCCAAUGAA